AUGGAGUCAACAACCACUACUACUACAACCACAUCAACUGGUGAUAAUAAACCACCACCACAACAACAACCACAACAACAGAAACAACAAAAACCAAGAACAGAUAAACCAAGAACAGAUAAACCAAAAACAGAUAAACCAAAGACAGAUAAACCAAAGCAACCAAAACCAUCUCAACUUGAAAAUGCUGAAAGUGUGAAACCACCACCAAAACCACAAAAUCAUAGAAAUUCAAAACCAAAAGCAUCAAAUCCUGAUGCUAAUAAUAAUAAUAAUAAUAAUAAUAACAAUGAAUCAGUAUCAAAUGAAUCAAAUGAAUCAAAUGAAAAAAAACAACAUAGAGGUGGACAUGGUCAUAGUCAUAAUCAUAAUCAUAGUCAUGGACACCGACAAGGUCAUGGACAUAAUCAUGCCCAUGGUCAUGGUCAUGGUCAUGCACAUGGUCAUGGACAUAGUCACAAUAAUAACAAUAGUAAUAAUAAUAAUAAUAAUAAUAAUAACAGAAAACAAACCACAACUACAACAACAACAACAACAUCAACGAAUAAUAAUCAAUCAGUUGUACCAACUAAGAUUUUAGAAUAUUUUAGUGAUAAAAGUUUCUCAACAUUAUUAGAUAUGAAAAGAUUUGAAUCAGAACCACCAAUAACAGAUAAUUGUAUAGUAUGUUGUGAUCCAAUAGUAUUCUAUGGUAAGGGUAUUUGUGAACAUGUUGAAGUUUGUUCAUUUUGUUUACUUAGACAAAGAGAACUCUAUAAGGAGAUGAAAUGUUGUAUUUGUAAAACCGAAUCAAAGACUAUCAUUAUCACCAAAGACAAGGAGAAGAAAUUUGAAGAAUAUGAUAAAUCUAAAUUAGCAUUCAAUGGUAGAUUGAAUGCCUAUUGCACCGAUGCAGAAUUUGAGAAAUCAUUAGCAAGACUUUGGGAACCGAUUUGUCAAGUUUGUAAUGCACAUUUACCAUCGAUCAAAAAGUUAGAACUCCAUCUAACCACUGAGCACGCUUUAAUGUUUUGUCAAAUUUGUUUAGCCGAUAGAAAAGUAUUCCUAGCGGAACAAAAUGUAUACGAUCCAAAGAAAUUACCCAUUCAUAUGUCUGAAUGGGAUGGUGGUGCGGGUAUUACAAUCGUUGGUAAGAAAAAGGGUCAUCCAGCUUGUAAAUUCUGUAACAAAUACUAUUAUGGCAAUGAUCAACUCUAUGAUCAUUUGAACAAGAUGCAUUUCUCUUGUUUUGUUUGUGAAAGUAAAGGUUUACUCUAUCAAUAUUUCAGUGAUUAUCCAAAGAUUCGUCAUCAUUUCAAUGAUGAACAUUUUCCAUGUAUGCAUCCAGAAUGUUUAGAAAAGAAAUUCAUAGUUUUCCCUGAUGAAUACUCUUUGAAAUCUCAUGAAAUCUCAACUCAUUUAGAUACAAGUAAAAUGUCAAAAAAUCAAAAACGUAGUGCUACUCAAGUUAACAUUACUUUUGAUAGACCUUCUCAUUCAACUUCAAAUAAUAAUCCAAUAAUUCCUUCAGCUGAUGCUUUUAAUACGAAUUUAAAUGGUCAACAAAUUAAUUUACCAAGAACCACAACAACAACAACAACCACAAGAACUACAACUACUACAACUACAACUUCAUCAAAUAAUAACAAUUAUAAUAAUAAUAAUAAUAACAAUAAUAAUAAUAAUAAUAAUAAUAAUAAUAAUAAUAGAUUAAAUACAAGAAAUUUAUUAAAUGCACCAGCACCAUCAACAUUUAAUCCAGAUUUUCAUAAAGAAAAAGAAAAAGAGAUUACACAAGCUGAAGUUGAUGAAAGAAAUAAAAAAUUAGUUUCAAAGAUUCAAGAGAUUUUAAAUAAUGACAAGAAAUAUCAAACUUUUAAAUCAUUAUCUGUAGAUUUUAAAAAUGGUAAAUUGGAACCAAAUGCUUAUUAUACAAAGUUUUUAGGUUUAUUUGGUACUAAAGCAAAUGAUAUUUUCGAUGAAUUAAUUGCCUUAUUACCAAAUCAAGCAAAGAGAGAAGCUUUAUCACAAAUUCAUUCAUAUAUGAAAGUAGUAGAAGAACAAUAUCCAUCACUUAAUGGUGCAAUUGGUUCAAAUAAAAAAACUAAAAGUAAUGCAAAUCCUUCAAAUAUUUGGUCAACUGGUUCAUCUGCAAAUUUAACUUUAGUAAAGAAUAGACCAUCUGAUGGUAUUAUUAGUUAUCCAGGUUAUUUAAAUAAUUUUAGUAAUAGCAGUAGUAGUAGUAGUAGCAGCAGUAAUGGCAGUAGCAGUAAUAAAAAUAAUAAUGCAGCAUCAAAAAUUAAACAUCAUAAUGAUAACUCUGCAACAUCAAUGGCUUAUAGAUUAACAUCAACAAGAUAUGUACCAAGAACUGGUGAUUCUGAUGAUGAUGAUGAUGAUGAUGUUGAUUCAUACCCAUCAUUAUCCUCAAGAUUUAGUGGUGAUAGUUAUACAAGUUCAAAUAACUUUUCAAAGGUCCAAGUUGAAAGUAAUUCAAAUAAACAAAGUUUAGCUUCAACUUUAUCAAAAGUUAAUAUUUCUUCUUCUUCCUCCUCCUCUUCUCCAUCUUCAACAGUACCACCAUCAUUAAGAGUUAAUAAAGCUCCAACAAAUGAUACUGAAGAUUUCCCUUCACUUCCAGGACAAGAGAAUUUUAUUCCAAAAAAGAAGACUACCCCACCACCAAAAGAAACUCAAGAUGAUCAAUACAUUAAAAAAGGUGGUAAACAAAAACAAGUUUUACUUAGAUUUGGUUAA
Messenger RNA from Dictyostelium discoideum AX4, 2736 nucleotides. RefSeq lists its product as hypothetical. Gene Ontology annotation, biological process: rescue of stalled cytosolic ribosome. The record is from RefSeq and is a predicted model, not a curated record. Bases 1 to 2736 code for a protein of 911 amino acids. NCBI's taxonomy places the organism in Eukaryota, Evosea, Eumycetozoa, Dictyosteliales, Dictyosteliaceae. The transcript has a single exon. Gene Ontology annotation, molecular function: ubiquitin protein ligase activity.